CGCUUUACGACUCAUCGUCUAUUUAUUCUCUCUUUUUCUACACUGCUGUGCAGUUCAAUUCCAUUCUUUGGUCAUUUGCUAUCAUCAACACGCGAAACACGCAAAUCAUCUUCAGCAGCACUUUAAUACCAAUAAUUCAACUUCAAUAUGGGCAAGUUUGACAACGCUAUCAAGGCCGGCCAGACCGCCAUCGAGCUCGGCAAUACUGCCAGAUCCUUCGCUGGCGCAACCUCCGAAUUCCGCGCCGCUGAUAAGAAGGAACUCGGUCGACAGGCUGGCCGUCAUGCCUUCAACGAAGGCGCCGAGACCGGAAAGGCCAUGGGAAAGACUUGGCUCAAGACCUUCGAAGCAGUACCUCGUAUGGUCUGUCGCGGUCUUCAGUUCCUUUUCGCUAUCAUCGCCUGCGGUUUCUACGGCCAUCGCGUCGAUAAGGCUCAGGACACCGAUUACGGCUUCUCCCCAGAAUGGUACUUCGCUCUCGUCAUCGCUGGCCUCUCGGCCACCACCGCUAUUCUCUUCGUUGUGCUUACUCCCCUCGGCGCUCUUCCCCUCAUCGGCAGCAAGCUCAAGCUGUUCAAGACCUACCGUGCUUUCGCCUGGGAUCUCAUCCUCUUCAUCACCUGGCUCGUCGUCUUCGGAAUCUUCGCCGGCAUCUUUCUCCACCGAGAUAGCGACGACAAGUACAAGGGCGCCAGCACCGGCGCCAUGAAAACAGCUGUUUGGAUCGAUCUCGUCAACUCCAUCUUGUGGCUCACUUCUGGUGUGUACGGAUGCAUCAAGACUUUCUUGGGUGACAAAGCGGACGAGAUGACAGACAAGGUUGGACAGAAACUGUUUACCAAGAAGCAGAAGCCAGCUAAGGAGGCCGGUUACGCCGAGAGUGUUUGAACACGGGCAAAGCAGCUACAUUGGGGUUUUCAUGUUUUUAUUACGCAUUUUCUUAUGUCAGAGCCGGCGUUCUUCGCAUCUUUCGCAUUUAGAAUAUAUCUAUAUCUAUCUCCCGAUGAAUACAAAAUUUCAACCCGUAAUGUUAUGUACAGAACAAAUACUAUCUUUUUGAAC
Fusarium redolens is the source of this 1062-nucleotide messenger RNA. RefSeq lists its product as uncharacterized. Lineage: Eukaryota; Fungi; Ascomycota; Sordariomycetes; Hypocreales; Nectriaceae. The record is from RefSeq and is a predicted model, not a curated record. The coding region runs from base 148 to 888 and encodes 246 amino acids. The transcript has a single exon.